AUGUGUUUUUUUUUUGUGUGUGUUUUCUCACAUUGCUACCAUAAUUUUUUGCCUCUUUUUUCUUGUUUUUCUUUUCCUGUUACGUGCAGAGCAUCAAUGCCAACUUGGUCAUUUGUGGAAUUAUCGUGUAGCUUCCUAAGCCCCAAGAUGGUGGGUGAUUCACCGUUUUUUGCGCCACUGGAGGAGCGUCUCAGCACCAAACCACCAAGCUUGUCGAGCGCACUGUGGGAUUACAUGCACUGCACGAAACGGGCCAUCAAUACCCGCAUUAUUGGCUUCUGUGAGCCAACGUUGAAGCAGUGCGUUGAUGACCUGGUGCUGUAUACAAAGGCCUCGAAAUGGGGGGGUUGUAAUGCGGCUUCCCUAGAGGAGGUGCUGCGGCGGCGACGUGGGGAUGUUGACAUCGAGUCGCUGCCCUGGGAACCACGUGAGUCGUAUAAGAAGUGGCUGAAGGAGCAAGGGAGAAUGAGAGAGCAAUGA
Trypanosoma cruzi is the source of this 480-nucleotide messenger RNA. RefSeq lists its product as uncharacterized. NCBI's taxonomy places the organism in Eukaryota, Euglenozoa, Kinetoplastea, Trypanosomatida, Trypanosomatidae. The record is from RefSeq and is a predicted model, not a curated record. The coding region runs from base 1 to 480 and encodes 159 amino acids. The transcript has a single exon.